Molecule: messenger RNA, 2788 nt
Organism: Colletotrichum scovillei
Lineage: Eukaryota; Fungi; Ascomycota; Sordariomycetes; Glomerellales; Glomerellaceae
Product: DnaJ domain-containing protein
Exons: 1
Coding region: 296-2788 (830 amino acids)
Biological process (GO): cristae formation
Source: RefSeq, a predicted model, not a curated record
CGCAGGUCCAACCGUCCAGGAUGGACCCCUGUGCUAAGCCCCAAUGCCCCCCUUUAGCUGAGCUGGACAACGAGGCGGGCAAGCGGGCCAUCACCACGGCGCAAAUAAACAUGGCCCCAGUGAGUCAAUUAAGGUGAAUCUCUGGGAACUUUGCUUUCCCAUUGCCUCUUUCGCCUUUUUCAACUUUCCUUUGUUCCAGCUCCCGUCGUCGCUUGUCUGUUGCAGUCGCAGUCGCAUUCACGAUCGCUGUGUCUCUCGUUCUUCCGCCUCCCCCGCUCCUCUCCCCCGCAAAAUCAUGGCCGAUUCCCCGAGCCGCUCCGGCAGCCUCCGAGUCCGCCGAACCCGCGGCGGACCAUCGCGAAACUCCUCCGCUCGCUCCUCGGCCGCAUGGGAGGACUACUCCUACCUCCACCCCUCGGGCAGCUACCAGCAGCAGCAGCUACCGCAGCAUGCGCAACAACAACUCCCCCACGCCCUGCGAUCGGCAUCGUCGCGAUUCUCCCUGAACGAGCAGUUCGCCGCCACGCGACAAGAGUACGAAUUCGGCGACGACGACGCCUCCUCCAUCCUCGAGCGCAUGACGCUCGCCUCCGACGUCGGCGACGAGAGCACAAUUGCCGUGAGCACGGGCGGCGGCGAUGCGACACAAGAUAUCGAUGGCGCCGAGGGCGACUACUACGACCUGCUCUGCCUGGCCAAGGACCCGACGCUGACGCCGGACCAGAUCCGGAGGGCGUACCACCGGCUGCUGCUGUACCUGCACAGGGACGGCUUGCCCGAGAACCUGCACGGCGUCGCGCAGCCGUACUUCAACCAGGUGCAGAGGGCGUUCGAGACGCUAAUUGACCCGUACCGACGGGCGCUGUACGACGCGGGCCGCUUGCGGGACGUGACGAGUGCGCUCGACGUGCCUAUUGACGAGGACUACCGAUAUGCGUAUGAUAUGUCGCUCAAGGAGCAGCUGCGGUUGCGCGCGGCCGACGUGAUGCAGACGUCGUCGGAUCUGGGCAUCCGGUUCGAUGCGACCAAUGCGCUGCGGCGGGGGUCUGCUGUGACGCCUCUUGACUUUACUCUGAGUCACUCUGUGACCGUUGGUUUGCCGGUACUGGGGCGCUGGAUGGAGAGGACGGCGACACCGAAGGCGCAGCGCGUCUCGUCUACGUCGAAGCGGGUGCCUUCGAUUGCGCUCAACGAGAGCGACGAAGCUGGUGUUGACCAACCCCGGGAGUCCAUGAUUUACCUGCCGCCCCCACAAGUGACGUUGACCGGGUCUGUGUAUGGCAUCGUAGAGGAGAUCUACCGGGUCCCGUUGCCAAUUCUAGCGGACCGAUACCAACCAUUACUACCUCUGACUAUACCCCGUAAACGAAUCAUCCAGCUGGCAGAGCAGCGCCCGUGUCCCCUCAUCAGCCUCAAAUUCCGACAGGACAUCAUCCACAGGACAGCCGAAGACCGCAUCGCAAAGACAUCGAUUGAAGUAGAAACCGAGGCUCUACCAGAGGCAUCUCUAACAGCCAAAAUCUCACACCCAAUCCACCUAACAAACGCCCUCCACCCGAUACUCCUCGAGGGAAGCAUAAAAGCAGGCCGGCCAUGGACGCAAUCCGCCCCCCGCAUCGGCCUGGGUAUUCACCGCUGGACGGGCGCCGGCACCGCCUACGCAAUCGCGGACAGCGGCGACUGGAGCGUCUGGCCCGGCGAGACCAUCAAGCUCUUCACCGACUUCUCGCAAGUAAGCAAGAAUCAACUCCUUACCGAGUUUCCCAUGAAGACGUCCGCAAGCUUCGAAGUGGGCUACACCACGUCGCCCGAACGCGUCCCGUCCACGGCCCACGAGGAUUCCCCGCGCGGGGAGUACGGCAUCCGCGGGCUAGACCACGAAUCCACAAUCGCCAACGACGGCUCGUGGACCGUCUCCGCCUCUCUGACGGCAGAUACCAUCGGCGGCUACCUCCGUUACGGCAAAGACCUGCCGGCACUUCUCUCGACAUCUAGCUCGAACCCCACCGCCCCGACCAGACUCGAACUCGAACUCUGCACAAACACCCUCCUCGACCGCCACCUCGCCCUCCGCAACCUCUGGCCCGUAGGCCGCUUCUCCAAACUCGGCCUCGAGCUCGGCGUAAGCCUGCACAGCCUACACCUCUCCCUCUACUGGUCGCGCCUCAGCCAGCGCCUCAGCAUCCCGCUGCUCCUGUCCCCGCGCGCCGAGUUCACGCCGUCCGUCUUCUUCUACGCGGCUGCCGUGCCAUUACUUGCGUUCGCCGCGCGGCACUUUUACUCGUCGUACUCUGCUUCAUCGGGGCGGGCAAAACGCACUCGCGGGGCCAACCUUGGCGAGGUGGACUUGCAGGCCUACAUCGCACGUAAACGGGCCGCGGCGGACGACAUCGCCGUCGUGCUCUCCGGCGCCGUGGAGGCGCGGCAGCGCGUGGAGCGGCAGCGGGGCGGGCUCGUCAUUCUUAGCGCGAAGUUCGGCGUCAGGGGUGAAGGUGGAGUCGGGGAGGACGGCAACGGCGAUGACAACAACGAGAACAUCGACCCAGACUGCUGGGCCGCGGAAGAAGUCGCCGACGUCACCGUCGCAGUAGCAGCGCUGGUGGAGGACGGGAGGCUGCGGAUCCCGGCCGGGGUGAGAAAGGCCUCGCUGCUGGGGUUCUGGGACCCGGCGCCGCUAAGGCGGAAAGCGCUCCACGUAAGGUACCUGUGGCGCGGGAGGGAGAGCACCAUCGAAGUCGCGGGGCGGGAUGAGCUGGUUCUCCCGCCUGCGAAGAGGGAUUUAUCGUGA